AUGUCACCUAGAGAGAAACUGGACCCGCUUCCUGACACCUUCAUCCUGCAGCCACCAGUCUUCCACCCGCCCUCUACUUCUGUGCUAUCUCUCUGGCCCCCCUGUUCUGUCUGCCCUUCUCCCCUGGUCCAGGUGGUUCCUUAUGUCACCACCAUUUUUGGUGGCCUGCGGGCUGGCAAAAUGGUCAUGCUACAGGGUGUAGUUCCCCGACGUGCCCACAGGUUCCACGUGGACUUCCAGUGCGGCUGCAGCCUGGAGCCGCGCCCCGACAUUGCUGUUCACUUCAACCCUCGCUUUCACACCACCCAGCCCCACGUCAUCUGCAACUCAUUGUACGGUGGCUGCUGGCAGAAGGAGAUCCGCUGGCCACACCUGGCUGUGAAGCGAGGGGACAGCUUCCUCCUCCUCUUUCUCUUUGGAAACGAGGGUGUAAAGGUGAGCGUGAAUGGCCGCCACUUCCUGCACUACAGUUAUCGCCUGCCACUCUCCAGGGUGGACACCCUGGGCAUCUUCGGGGACAUCUUGGUCAAGGCUGUCGGAUUCCUGAAUAUCAAUCCAUUUGUGGAGGGCGGCAGCGAGUAUCCAGUUGGACACCCUUUCCUGCUGGAGAGCGUUCGGCUGAAAGUUCCCUGCUCUCGUGCCCUGCCUCGGGGUCUCCUGCCAGGGCAAGUCAUCAUAGUCCGGGGACUGGUUCUACAAGAGCCCAAGGACUUCACUCUGAGCCUACUGGAUGAAGCCGCCCGUGUUCCCCUGGCACUCCGAGCCUCCUUCGCAGACAAAACUCUGGCCUGGAUCUCACCCUGGGGCAGCAAGACGCUCAUCUCAGCCCCUUUCCUCUUCUACCCUCAGCGGUUCUUUGAGGUGCUGCUUCAGUGCCAGGAAGGUGGGCUGAUGCUGGCUCUCAACGGACAGGGCCUGGGUGCCACCAGCCUGGAUCCACAGGUCCUGGAACAGCUGAGGGUGUUUCGCAUCAGUGGCAGUGUCCACCUCUACUGCGUCCACUGUUGA
Messenger RNA from Suncus etruscus (white-toothed pygmy shrew), 1008 nucleotides. It is a transcript of the gene LGALS12, whose product is annotated as galectin 12. The record is from RefSeq and is a predicted model, not a curated record. Gene Ontology annotation, biological process: intrinsic apoptotic signaling pathway; lymphatic endothelial cell migration. Gene Ontology annotation, molecular function: integrin binding; lactose binding. The transcript has 10 exons. Bases 1 to 1008 code for a protein of 335 amino acids. NCBI's taxonomy places the organism in Eukaryota, Metazoa, Chordata, Mammalia, Eulipotyphla, Soricidae.